Penicillium angulare is the source of this 1461-nucleotide messenger RNA. RefSeq names its product putative secretory lipase. The transcript has a single exon. The record is from RefSeq and is a predicted model, not a curated record. Gene Ontology annotation, molecular function: triacylglycerol lipase activity. Gene Ontology annotation, biological process: lipid catabolic process. The coding region runs from base 1 to 1461 and encodes 486 amino acids. Lineage: Eukaryota; Fungi; Ascomycota; Eurotiomycetes; Eurotiales; Aspergillaceae.
AUGAAGUACCUCCAACCACUCAUCAUCCUAGCCCUAGGGCUAAAACAAGCCACAGGCCAAGGUUUUGAGAUCCAGUCAACAAACUGGAACUCCAGCUUCGAGCUUAGUCCCUCCCAGCUCAAACUGGGUAACCUAACAAGCUUCGCCGGCGCCACGCUAAACACCAUCAUCAACUUUGAUCGAACGCAACUUGCAAACGGUGGUCCUCGUCAGGAUGAUUUCUAUAACAUCCAACAUAUACCUAAAGACCAAUACCCCACGCUUCCAGGACAAGUCAUCAAGCUACAGAAGUUCACCGACCCGUCUAACUUCUCCAUCCCCGCAAAGAUAGCCAUGUCCCGGAUCAUAUACAGCACAACCAACAUAAACGGAACCCUUGUCCCAGCCUCGGCAUAUGUUCUUUGGCCCUUUCACGCCAAAGCCUUCAAAGGAAGAAACGCUACCUCUCCCUCCGCGCCUGUCGUCCUCUGGACACACGGAACCUCAGGCUUUUACGCUGAUGCUGCGCCCUCAACCCAUCGAGGUCUAUUCUAUGAUGACUUGGUCCCAUUUACCCUCGCCGAAGCCGGAUACGCAGUUGUAGCACCCGACUACGCCGGGCUUGGAGUUGGUACAUCUUGGGAUGGAAGCUUUGUUCCACACCAAUAUCUUGUUUCAGCUGCGAGUGCGGGUGAUGCGCUAAACGCAUUACGAGCAGCACAGGCUUCUUUCCCGAGACAACUUUCGAAAGACUAUGUCGUUAUGGGACAUAGUCAAGGUGGCUCAGCAGCUUGGCGGCUAUCAGAGCUUCUGGGCGAAAAGAACAAUACAUUUUCCGACAUUUCCAAAUAUCAUCUCGGUACUAUUGCCCUUGCUCCACCGACGAAUAUCUUCGCCUUCGAGGGUGGUAUCCAGUAUUUUCUCUCAUGGAUUGGGAAGGAUCUCAAGAGGAUUUUCCCAUCGUUCAAUCUGAGUGACUGGCUUACUCCGCUUGGUGUUAGGAAGACAGAGCUGAUGAAUGAAGUUGAGGGAGGGCAAAUAGCUACAAGUUCGAUAUUGACUCCUGAAGAUGCACAGCCAGAUUGGACGGAGACAUGGUCUGUUCGAGCUUUUAAGCUUUUCGAGCCUGGGUAUAGGCCUGUGAAGGGACCAUUGCUUCUUAUUCAGGGAACCGCCGAUCCAUACGUGGGAUAUAAUACGACGACAACUGCUAUGGAAGAGACAUGCAAGGCGUACCCUAAUGAUAUCGAGCUUUUGUAUAUCGCGGAGGGAAGUCAUUUCUCUAGCAUUAAUGCAGCGAGACAGACCUGGUUGCAGUGGAUUGAGGAUCGAUUCAAGGGUUUGCCUUUGAUUCAAUCUGGUUGUGUCAAGUCUGAAUUGGACAGUUUUAUGCCUCAGGAGUACUAUCAGACGAUUCCGAACUCUUUCCCUCUGUGGGCAGGAGAGUCGCAGUGGACUUAUGAGCUUCCUACCGCGGCAUAG